UAAACAGUACUGCCUAGUGCCUACCCACUAAAGAGUUGUAGCAGCGACCUUGCCAAGUUGAGGAGUAGGUAUACUUAUAUAGCGUGCCGCGCAAACAUCGGACAGUCACUUGUAAACAUUGCUUGUACACACUAGUGCUUAAACAUGAAACUCCUAAUCCUCUCGGUAUGCGUGGCGCUGGUGGCUGCGGACGUGUCCCACAUCCUGCCCAAGGAUGAGAAGUCCGCACAGAUCCUCAAGCAGGAACUGGAUGUCGGAGUGGAGGGAUCGUACCAGUACGCGUAUGAAACAGACAACGGCAUCGCGGCUAACGAGGCCGGUUCUCUUAAGCAGAUCAGCCCUGACCAAACAGCUGAAGUAGUCCAGGGUCAAGCCAGCUGGCAGUCACCCGAAGGAGAACAGAUCAAAUUCGAAUACAUUGCUGAUGAGAAUGGUUACCAACCACAGGGCUCCCACCUGCCAACCUCGCCCCCGAUUCCAGAGGCCAUCAUCCGUGCCUUGGAGUACAUCAGGGCUCACCCCCCACCCCCAGAGAAGAACUAAAUUAAACACUAAACUAUCCCUUAUUAGAAAAACUAUUUAACUUCACAAAAGGCCGGCAACGUAGUAGUAACGCCUCUGGUGUUGCGGGUGUCCAUGGACGGCGGUGAUUGCUUACCAUCAGGUGAUCUGUCUGCUUGUCAAAAAGGAAGGCGAAUUUCAACCAAAGGCCUCUUCUCACACGGAGAAGUAUUGAGCAUUAAUCACCACGCUUGCUCAAUGCGUGGCGAUUUCAAACUUAUAAUUAGAAAUUAUAAGCCCAGGUUUCCUCACAAUGUUUUCCUUCACCGUUUGUCAGUGGUGUCUAAAUAAUUUAACGGUUGAAAUUAAUAGCUGUUUAUUAUCCAAAAUCUUUAGAAAGAUCUUGGUAUUUGACAUAAAUUGACAGCACGAAGCAACUCUUUGUGUGAUCCACAAAAUUGUUGUUCCGGGUCUGUGUGUCAUGUGUAUGUGAACUUGUAUGUUUGUAAACGUACACACGACACAGGAGACAAUCCUAGUGUGGGACAACGUUUUUAAACAACACAAAUCUUUGGAACUUAUGUCAAAAUUCGAUUUUAAUCUAAAGAUUGUUGGAUAAUUUACUGUCUAACUUAAGCCGUGAAUGAAAUUCAGUAGUUUUUCUAUACAAGAGGGAUAAUACAAGCGUUUAGUAAUAAUUCUGUUAAUAUUUUUUAAGAACGACAAUUUGUAAAAUACUCAUUUUCUUGAAUUUUGUUUACACAUCUCUUCUGUGAUAGAAUAAAAUAAAAAUCUGUUGUUAAAAUGUA
This is a messenger RNA of Spodoptera frugiperda (fall armyworm), 1310 nucleotides long. RefSeq names its product larval cuticle protein LCP-17-like (gene CPR6). Lineage: Eukaryota; Metazoa; Arthropoda; Insecta; Lepidoptera; Noctuidae. Gene Ontology annotation, molecular function: structural constituent of chitin-based larval cuticle. Gene Ontology annotation, cellular component: chitin-based extracellular matrix. Bases 145 to 543 code for a protein of 132 amino acids. The transcript has 4 exons. The record is from RefSeq and is a predicted model, not a curated record.